AUGGACACGAUUCUCGCUACUGUCGCCGACAUCCUUUACACGAUGGACGAGAUCGAGGAGCUCUACGCGGUGUACAAGAAGGGCAUGCCGACGAUGACCAAGAUGGAGCUCAUAGGGUGCCUGAUCGAGUCCGACCCCGAGCGCUUCGUCCGGCGCAUCUGGGUCGACUUUCUGGGGCUGGAAGAGUAUGGCGGUGACGUGAUGAUCAGCUACCGACUGGGCGCACGCGAGGCUGCUCGCCUUCACAACCUUGCGUUCGGCUCACCAAUGCCGUUGGGCAUGGGAAAGAAGGACCUCUUGCACAAGCUUCUGGCGUGCUGGAAUGAGCCGCCUGUCCUCGGAGUGAGCUUUCUUUCGGAGGGUCAGACUAAGCACAACGACAAUGCGUGCGGAGUGUGCCCGAACGGCCAUGGCAUGAUGACGGGUCGCGUCCGGGGAGAUGGCAUCUGCGACGUCUGCCAUGCGGGGGUUCGCGGUGGCGCAUUUGUUGAUGCAUGUGCGCAGUGCGACUUCUGGAUCUGCCAGCAGUGUCAGCUCAAGCUGGGCAAGUACGGUGCGCCCGCCAAGUCCGCGGCAUCGGUGCAUGGCAACAAGAUGGCGCCAUUGUCCUCGCCACCGCCCCGCGUCACAGUGCCGCAGCUACCGCUGCCCGACGGCUGUCUUUACCACGCCUUCCUGACCCACUCGUGGGUCAAGGAUGGCAAGGGCCGCGACACGCAUGCGCGCGUCUCGCGGAUCAACGACCACCUCAAGGCGCGCGGCAUGGUGACGUGGUUUGACGGCGACCGGAUGGAGGGCGAGAUCGCCGACAAGAUGUGCGAGGGCAUCGACGACUCGGCUGCCAUCGUGGUCUUCGUGUCCAAGGCAUAUCUCGACAAGGUGGCGUCAAAGAAUCCGAACGACAACUGCAAGAAGGAGUUUAAGUACGCUACUCAGCGGAAGUCCGCCACCAAGAUGGUGCCCGUGCCCAUGGAGCCCGACUGCCUCAUGCCAGGCAAUUGGAAGGGGCAGGUUGGCAUGGAGCUCGGCGGUACACUCUUCAAGGCCAACUUCGCGGAGGAUGCCGAUUUCGAGGAGCAGGCAGAGGCGCUCUUCGACGAGAUCCUCCGUGUUGCGGGCGUCAACACGCCGCCGAGCGCGCCGACGCACCCGCACGCGCGAAAGACCCGGAUGUGA
Molecule: messenger RNA, 1176 nt
Organism: Emiliania huxleyi CCMP1516
Lineage: Eukaryota; Haptophyta; Isochrysidales; Noelaerhabdaceae
Exons: 1
Coding region: 1-1176 (391 amino acids)
Biological process (GO): signal transduction
Source: RefSeq, a predicted model, not a curated record